UGCCGAGUAGCGAAACGGAAAACGAUGGAUCGAACGAAGACGGAAGCGCUUCGCUUGGAUUUCUUCGACCCUGGUCGAUCGGGCACAGACCUCAGCCCAAUUGCCUCGGAUGAUCGAGGUCGAAAGAGUCGUAAAACUAAGAUGGACCGUGGCUCGGUCUGGGCUUGGUCGGAAAAUCAGGAAAGAGGUCGGGUCUGUCGUCUACCUGAUAAUUGGAGGGGUCAUCCCAAUGUGCGGGACGGCGAAUCGUUGUGCGAUGGAGGAAAGUGUUGACGCGAUAGCGCUUGAUGGUGGAAUUUCCCCACUAACACUACCGUACUGCUCUCAAACAGAGAUCGAGGUCAUCCGUCGAGUUGUGGGGUAUAAUUCUAGCAAAUUUCACCGUAGUGAAGCGACCAACACAAUCGAUUGUAGAGCGUAAAUGCCAGACCUCUCUGGUCACUUUCUUUGUGGUGGUGCAGUGGUCGAUCGACGGCGUCGAGGGGGUCCGGAGUUUAGGUUCGUGGGGCGGUAGGGAAAA
This is a messenger RNA of Aspergillus novofumigatus IBT 16806, 520 nucleotides long. RefSeq lists its product as uncharacterized. The record is from RefSeq and is a predicted model, not a curated record. Bases 110 to 421 code for a protein of 103 amino acids. Lineage: Eukaryota; Fungi; Ascomycota; Eurotiomycetes; Eurotiales; Aspergillaceae. The transcript has a single exon.